Prunus dulcis (almond) is the source of this 3244-nucleotide messenger RNA. Its product is annotated as CRM-domain containing factor CFM3A, chloroplastic/mitochondrial. NCBI's taxonomy places the organism in Eukaryota, Viridiplantae, Streptophyta, Magnoliopsida, Rosales, Rosaceae. Bases 219 to 2918 code for a protein of 899 amino acids. Gene Ontology annotation, molecular function: mRNA binding. The transcript has 9 exons. Gene Ontology annotation, biological process: RNA splicing, via transesterification reactions. The record is from RefSeq and is a predicted model, not a curated record.
UUUUAGAUAUUUACUCCCCCGCCAUGGAUAAUAAGAAGUUAGCAACAUAGCCACAAAAUAAAGGAAGAAGAAGAAGUUACGCUGUUCGUUAGUCUAUCGGUUGAACCCCCAAAAACCUCACAAAACCCUCGACAAUCUCACAGUUUCAUCCAUCAAUUGUGUUUGUUUAGUUUCGACAUUUUCACUAAAUUGAUGCACCUCUGUCUCUUUAUUCCGUGAUGACUCUUGUGCCCAGUCGUCAACUUUACCCAACGAGCUUAUUCGACUCAUUCCAGAGCUCCUUCUCAAAGUUCCAUGGCCCCCACAUCCAUUUAUUCAGGUGCGGUUCCUCCAUUCCUUUCAAAAAGCACACUUUCUAUGCCACCCACUACACUAUCAGCUCUACCUUAAACCCUGAGCAAAACCCACUAAGGAAAUCAAAUUUUGUUAGGAAAAAUCAACCCAUUUCUCAAUAUAAACCCAAGAAGAAUUUUUCUAGCAGUAGUUGGAUUGAUAAAUGGAAUGAAUCCCACAAACAUAAUCGCCCAAAGCCACCCCGGGCUCUGUUGGACUAUCAGAGUAGUGAAAGCGGGAAUUUGAGUGGUUCAGGAUAUGCUGAGGGUGAUAGCGGUGGGGGUAGAAAUAGUAGUGGUAGUACAAUGGAGAAGAUUGUUGAGAAAUUGAAGAAAUUUGGGUACGUUGAUGAUAGUAAUGAGAAUAAAGGGGAGGUGAGAGACAGAGUGAUUGAGAAAGGUUCUGUGGAGGAUAUAUUUUAUGUUGAGGAAGGAAUGUUGCCAAAUUCAAGAGGUGGGUUCUCGGAGGAAUCACCAUUAGGGAUAGAGAAUGUGUUUGGAGGUGAUGGUAAGGUGAGGUUUCCAUGGGAAAAGCCAAAAGAGGAAGAGAAGCAAGAAGAGGGUUCAGUGAGGAGGAAGAGUAGGACUUCAUUGGCAGAAUUGACGCUUCCCGAGUCAGAGUUGAGGAGGUUAACGAAUUUGACAUUUCAGAAGAAGCACAAGACUAGGAUUGGUGGUGGUGGUGUUACUCAAGCCGUAGUGGAGAUGAUACAUGAGAGAUGGAAGACUUCAGAGAUUGUGAGAUUGAAAAUUGAAGGACCACCAGCUCUUAACAUGAAGAGAAUGCAUGAGAUAUUAGAGCGAAAAACUGGUGGUUUGGUGAUUUGGAGGUCUGGCACAUCCCUUUCUUUGUACAGAGGUGUGAGCUAUGAGGUUCCUUCAGUAAAACUAAACAAGCGGAUAUACAAGAAACAUGACAUUUCUUCCACACCCUUACCAACUGUUGCUGAUAAAUCUGUGGGAGACUUUGCUGAGCUUGCUUCUUAUAGUAAUGUAAAAACACCCCAAGAAAAGUCAGAGAAUACUUCCCAGGAGAAGGAAGACACAGAACAAUUGGCAGAAGUGAAGUAUGAAGAUGAAGUAGACAAACUUUUAGAUAGUUUAGGCCCUAGAUUCAAAGAUUGGCCAGGAUGCGAUCCAUUACCUGUAGAUGCAGAUAUGCUCCCGGGGAUAGUUCCUGGUUACCAGCCUCCCUUCAGAGUACUUCCUUAUGGAGUGCGAUCUACCCUUGGUUUAAAGGAGGCAACAUCUUUAAGAAGGCUGGCUAGGGUUCUUCCACCACAUUUUGCUUUAGGCCGAAGCAGACAGCUCCAGGGUCUAGCAGUGGCCAUGGCUAAAUUAUGGGAAAAAAGUUUGAUUGCAAAGAUUGCACUGAAACGUGGUGUUCAGCUGACUACUAGUGAGAGAAUGGCUGAAGACAUAAAGAGAUUGACGGGGGGUGUCAUGCUAUCUCGAAACAAGGACUUCUUGGUCUUCUAUAGGGGGAAGAAUUUUUUGUCACCAGAUGUCACUGAAGCGUUACUGGAGCGGGAGAGAUUGGCAAAAUCCCUUCAAGAUGAAGAGGAACAGGCAAGGUUGAGAGCUUCAGCCAUGUUCAUACCAAAUGUUGAAGUAGCACAACACUUUGGUACCGCUGGUACACUUGGAGAGACUUUGGAUGCAGAUGCUAAGUGGGGAAAGAGGUUGGAUAAAGAAAAAGUUAUGCGAGAAGCAGACAUAUUAAGGCAUGCCCAUCUGGUCAGAAAGCUUGAACGAAAGCUUUCCUUUGCUGAACGAAAGCUAAUGAGAGCUGAACAAGCCUUAUCUAAGGUAGAGGAAUCUUUGAAACCAUCCAAGCAGCAAGCAGACCCAGAAAGCAUUACUGAUGAGGAGAGGUUUAUGUUUCGUAAGCUUGGGUUAAGGAUGAAAGCUUUCUUACUGCUUGGUAGACGUGGAGUAUUUGAUGGUACAGUGGAGAACAUGCAUUUGCACUGGAAGUACCGGGAGUUGGUCAAGAUAAUGGUGAAUGCUAAAACUUUUGAACAGGUCAAAAAUAUUGCAUUAGCACUUGAAGCAGAGAGUGGAGGUGUCUUGGUUUCAGUAGACAAAGUUUCCAAAAAAUUUGCUAUAAUUGUGUACCGAGGAAAGGACUAUCACCGACCUUCUACAUUGAGGCCAAAGAAUCUUUUGACAAAAAGGAAAGCUUUGGCACGCUCUAUUGAACUUCAAAGACAGGAGGCUCUUCUAAAACAUAUUUCAGCUGUGCAGAGUAAAGCGGACACACUUAGAUCCGAAAUAGAACAAAUGGAUAGUGUGAAAGAUCAAGGAGAUGAAGCAUUGUACAACAAAUUAGAUUCUUCUUACCCUACUGACGAUGAGGAUUCUGAGGAAGUAGAUGCUUAUCUUGAAACAUAUAACAGAGAAAAUGAAGGUGAAGAUGAAGGCAAUUACUCAAUUUGCAAUCCUCACCUGGAAACCAAUUUUCCAUAUUUUGAGAAUCAGGAUUCUCAAACAGAAUUGGAAGUUCCUCAACACCAUUUGCAUGCAGUGCCGACGAAUUCAUGUGCUGGAUUGGACCAGGAUGAGGAACAUGACUCCCUACAAUGAUGGUAUCAACUGAAUGUAAACCAUUGGUAGAACAGCAUUCAGAAAUUGUCGAAAGGGUUGUGGGAAUAGCAUCCUGGUUGCUUGGCAUAUUGUACAGACAAUUUUGGGAGGCCAACGUAUAUGUAACUUUACAUUAGUUUUUUGGUACACAAGUUUCUGUCAUGAUCUCUUGCCAUGUUUUUUAGUUCUUGUGGGAGGAGUUAGAUGUAGCUGGUUUGUAGAGCAUAUUCAUGUUUUCAGGCCUCAAACUUGUGUUACACUUUUGCUGAAGAAGCAUUCUAUGUAAAUGAACAUGAUUCUUCAAUCCCGGUGGAUAUUUUUCCUCA